AUGAUUUUUCGAUUUAAUUUAAUCUGGGUUGGCGUUAUUUUAUGGUAUAUUUUUUUUGUAUAUAUGUGCAAUUGUAUAAAAUUAAAUAACUAUAAUAAUAAACUGAUAAUCCAUAAAUUGCUGAACAUAUCUACAAAUGUAGUAUCGAGACAAAUAAAUAAAAAUAAUAAUGGAAAUGAAAUAAAAAACAAGAAAAAUAUAUUUGGAAUAAACAAUUUGAAUAAAUGUAAUAUAAUGGUUAGUUGUUAUGAUAAAGCUGGUGUUUUUGAUCAAAAUUUUUUUUUAUUAAUAGGAGAGAAAAAUAAUAUUAAAUUUGUGAAAGAACAGAUUGAAAAUAUACAUGGAAUACCAACAAAUUUUCAAGAAAUAUUUUAUGAAAACAAAAUAUUAGAUGAUAAUAUAACAAUAAAAAGCUUAAUAAAAGGAAAAAACAUUAAGUUAUUAAAUUUUCGUCUAAUUUCAAUUUUACCUCAUUUUUUCAAUGAAAAACCUGAUGAAAUAGACAAAAAAGAUAUAAAUAUGGAAAAAGAAAAUAAAAAAAUAAAAAUUUUAAAAGAAAAAUUAAAAUAUUAUGGAUGUAUAACAUUAUUUAAUGAAUAUAAAAAAUUGUUAGAAAAACUCAAAAAUAAUAUUAUAAAAGAAGAUAUUGAUAUUGUAGAAUCUUUUAAAUCUUUUGACAGAGAAUUUGAGCGUUUGUUAAAUAAUAAUAAUAUAAGUUUGGAAAAAAUAAAAAAAGAAAUACAGGAUUUAAAAUAUUUUGAUAAAAAAAAAUUAUUAUUAAGAUUGGAAGUAGAUUAUCCACAUAUGGAUAAUUUAUUAUUAAUCAGAAUAAAAGAGUUGAUUAAAUUUUAUUAUUUAGGAGAUAUACAAUCUGUAAUUAAGUUUUCACUUUUUUUUUUUAUUUUAUUUAAAUAUGCUAAUUAUCCCAAAAAAAUGAAAAACAUAUUUUUAUACUUGUCUUUACUAUUUUUAUUGGCUCCUUGUAAACCAAUAUAUAAGUUUUCCCAUUUUCUUUUUUUUUUAAUUCCUACAAAUUUCUUAUAUUCAGGAUUUACAAAUAUAUUAUCUGCAUCCUACCAGCAAAUAUUAAUGUGUCAAUAA
Messenger RNA from Plasmodium berghei ANKA, 1101 nucleotides. RefSeq names its product ubiquitin, putative. The coding region runs from base 1 to 1101 and encodes 366 amino acids. The transcript is spliced from 2 exons. Gene Ontology annotation, molecular function: protein binding. The record is from RefSeq and is a predicted model, not a curated record. NCBI's taxonomy places the organism in Eukaryota, Apicomplexa, Aconoidasida, Haemosporida, Plasmodiidae.